Molecule: messenger RNA, 954 nt
Organism: Talpa occidentalis (Iberian mole)
Lineage: Eukaryota; Metazoa; Chordata; Mammalia; Eulipotyphla; Talpidae
Product: olfactory receptor 145-like
Exons: 2
Coding region: 1-954 (317 amino acids)
Biological process (GO): G protein-coupled receptor signaling pathway; sensory perception of smell
Cellular component (GO): membrane
Molecular function (GO): G protein-coupled receptor activity; odorant binding; olfactory receptor activity
Source: RefSeq, a predicted model, not a curated record
AUGACACAGAAAAAAAUGACUCCUGGAAAUGUCUCCUCCGUGACUGAAUUCAUUCUCAAGGGUUUAACAGACCAACCAGACCUGCAGCUCCCACUCUUCCUCCUCUUUCUAGUAAUGUAUAUGGUCUGUAUGUUAGGGAAUUUAGGUUUAGUCAUUUUAAUAGUGCUGAAUUCACACCUCCACACCCCCAUGUACUUUUUCCUCUGUAACUUGUCCAUCAUAGACAUAUGUUAUUCUUCUGUGUUUACACCCAAAAUGCUGAUUAACUUCAUAUCAAAGAGGAAUUUUAUCUCCUACCCAGGAUGCAUGACUCAGCUUUUCUUUUUCUGUUUUCUUGGUAUUUCUGAGUGCUAUGUGCUGACAUCAAUGGCCUAUGAUCGAUAUGUGGCCAUCUGUAACCCACUCAUGUACAGUGUUGCCAUGUCCACUAAGGUGUGUUCCAGUCUUAUGCUUGGAUCAUACUUCAUGGCAUUUUCUGGUUCUUUGGCUCACACCCUAUGCAUGGUGAGACUGACCUUCUGUGAUGCCUACAUCAUCAACCAUUACUUGUGUGACAUCCUUCCUCUGCUCCAGCUUUCCUGCACAAGCACCUACAUCAAUGAGCUGGCCGUUUUUAUUGUGGGAGGCAUCAACAUCAUUGUGCCCACUGUCACCAUCUUCAUGUCUUAUGGUUUCAUCCUCUUCAGCAUUUUCCGCAUCAGCUCCACAGGAAGCAGGUCCAAAGCCUUCAGCACCUGCGGCUCCCACAUCAUUGCAGUUUCUCUCUUCUUUGGAUCAGCUUCAUUUAUGUAUCUCAAGCCCUCUUCUGCUGGGUCUAUGGAGCAGGGAAAAAUCUCCUCUGUCUUUUAUACCAAUGUGGUUCCUAUGAUGAACCCCUUAAUUUAUAGCUUGAGGAAUAAAGAUGUUAAUCUGGCUAUGAAAAGAAUUCUAAGUAGGAUGAAGUUUUCAUCAUAA